Drosophila takahashii is the source of this 2217-nucleotide messenger RNA. It is a transcript of the gene ecd, whose product is annotated as ecdysoneless cell cycle regulator. Lineage: Eukaryota; Metazoa; Arthropoda; Insecta; Diptera; Drosophilidae. Gene Ontology annotation, cellular component: nucleus. The record is from RefSeq and is a predicted model, not a curated record.
CCGUCUGGUAACACCAAACACCCCCGCAAAUAAAAACCAGGAGCAGGAGGAGCAAAAGGACAAAGGAUGACCAAGAUUCCGGGCGUCAGCAAUCUGGAGUUUGUCCGCGAGGAGGACUUUGUGGAGUACUACAUCUUCCCCAAGAUCCCCGACAAUCUGCAGGCGGAGGAGGGCAUUCUGCGCAAGUUGAUGCUGCAGAUUCGCAAUGAAAUUAAUGCCAUAGUUAAGGAGAAAUCCUUGGAGCGAAGUUAUCUAUGGCACAAGGACGAGUUCCAGCUGCAAAUCAGGCUGGGAACGGCGGAGGAGCGUCUCCUGAACGAGGAAACCAACCCGGAAGAGCAGGCGGAACUGGGUGACCUCCCUCCACAUUUCCAUGGCGUCACCCAUUAUGGCGACAACAUCAGCGACGAGUGGUUCAUCGUCUAUCUCCUCGCCGAGAUUACACGUGCUCGCGGGGAUUGCAUUGCCCGGGUGAGCGAUUCGGAUGGGGAGUUUCUGCUCAUCGAGGCGGCGGAUUCUCUGCCGGAUUGGGCCUCUCCGGAGAACUGUGAGCAGAGGGUUUACCUGGUCAAUGGCUGCCUGCAGCUGCUCCAAAACUCCAGCCAGCAGGAGAAGCCUCUAACCAUGGCAAUGGCUGUCCAGAGGAUACGUUUGAAUCCCACUUUGUAUCGCUGCUCGCGGGAGAUCCAAUCCUGCAUAGAUUCGCGGCUGAAGGAGUAUCAGAUUGCGCAGCCGCACUUCUCCAUACAUCGUCAGGUGCUGGAACUCCCUGUUAGUGCUGCUCAGCUGCUGAAACAGCAGCCCAGAUUGCUUUCCUCUGCUGUGAGGGCUUUCUGCGAAAGGGAUUCUUUGGAUGUGAAGGCCCUACGCACCAUGCGCUACUUUCCACCGGAGGCCACACGGCUGAGAACGAACGUUAGGUUCACCCGCUGUCUGUACGCCAUGCUCUCCCACCAGCAGUAUUUACCGGAGAAGCGCCUGGGCUGGAAUCUAGCCGAUCCCCUGAAGCAACCAGAGCGCUACAAGGAGCAGUUGUUGGGCGUAAAACUAGCCAGUGGCUUGGAGAUCCUGGCUAGCCAAGCUAAAAGGGUAGAAAACCAACAGCUGGAGGAGAUGCCCCAAUGGCGUGCUUAUGUGAGGAGUUUGCAAAGCAAAGGUUACUUUAAAAACAACCUAGAAGGCAGUGCGGAAUACCAGGAGUUACUAAACAAAGCCAAGGAUUACUUCAAGGGAAACCAAGCCCGCUUUCGCACAGCCUCACAAGCAGGCGCCGAAAUCCUGGAUAUACUGCUCCACCCAGCGGAAUCGGCCUCCGAAGAGCUGCGCGACGAGGAGAACAACCUGCAGCCCAGCGACUCGGAUGAGUGGCUAAACAUCAGCGCCGAGGAUCUGGACUCCAUGCUGCAGGAUCGCUAUGGUCCCAAGAAGCUCUACAAGCCGAAUGGUCAGAUGAAUGCGGAGGAGUUCACCAAACAAUUGGCUGAAUUCCUAGAUAGGCAGUCGAAUUACGAAGGGAUAGAGCACAGGGGUUUGGAGGAACCGGAACUGGAUUCCGACGAUGAUGAGCCGCCGCCACAGGCUAAAAGUUCUACAGGAUUAGGGGGAAAAGUCAAGAAGAAUCCCUCCAUGAGAAAAGCCUGUCAGAGGAACUCCUUGAUUCAAUCAGAGGAGCCCGACAGCACACAUGUGCGUAAUUUCCUGGACUUUGUCAUACCCGAGGACAACUGGGACUCCACCUCCGAGAUGAGCGACUAUGCGGACGAGGAGGAUAUGGAGAGGAAUCUGAAUUCGCUGUCAGGGGGCAGCAGUGUUUUCCCUCUCGACCGGCAGAUCCAAUCGUACAUGGAGCAAAUGGAUAGGGAACUAGCUCAAACCAGCGUGGGCAAGUCCUUUACUAGCAAACAGAAGAAAACAGCGGCUCCCCAAGCGGAUGAAGAUGAUUUCGACGACAUCGAGGACUUUGAACCAAUCAAUAUUAAUGUGAAUACCUUGAGGAACAUGAUGGAUAGCUAUCAGUCGCAGGUGGGCGGCUCAGGACCAGUUUCCAAUCUCUUUAGCGCCAUGGGCGUGGGCAUGUCAGCCAGCGAGGAUCAGGAGCCCAAGGACAUCUCCGAGUCGGCCGUUUAAACGGGUUAAACAGGGAUCGUAGUUGCUAGUCUUAAGUAUUCAACCAUCAAGUAAAUAUAUAAUAUGUAAAUGUGAAUAAUUCGAUUGUAA